Messenger RNA from Frankliniella occidentalis (western flower thrips), 1521 nucleotides. RefSeq lists its product as uncharacterized. NCBI's taxonomy places the organism in Eukaryota, Metazoa, Arthropoda, Insecta, Thysanoptera, Thripidae. The coding region runs from base 687 to 1238 and encodes 183 amino acids. The transcript has 4 exons. The record is from RefSeq and is a predicted model, not a curated record.
UCAAAAAAAAAAAACCCAUACAUUUUAGAGAGGGAGUGUGUGUGUAGGUCUUAUUGAUCCGAAUUAGGGGCUGAUCCGACAUUGGUUCAGUCGCUCUAGAGAAAAAUAGACCCGAAGAAGGCGCGAAAUAGUUGGUGAAAUAGUCGCGAACUACCCCGAAUUAAUCCGAAAUAACCGUGAAGAAACCGAAAUGGCAGAAGAAUAUCACGAAAUAGUUCGUACGCUGCGAACCCAAAGGAUUUCCCCUAGGCUGCUUGUUAGACUACUUUUCAAUAGAUUACUGUAGUCUUUCGAAAAACGACAUAUAUACAACGUAUCAAACUUUUUAGCUGUACACCCGUUGACACAGCAAUGCACGGCGCUUUUUGCAGCAUUUGGCCCCAUGCGAUGGGUAGAUUAUGGGGCUGGCUAGAACGGGUCACGGCGCUUAUUGUUCGGACGUGAUUACGGGUCUGUCAUGUCAGUGCGGCGUGUCCCAAGCCGACGAGGCGCUUUAGAUACGUGUCUUUCGCUAUGUGAAUCCUAGAGAACGGAGUACGCCUUUUGGUCGCAUAUCCUUGCCCUACGAAUUCCUAGUGGGCCUUCCGAUCGCCAGGUCUCCGUGGUAGCCGUGGUUUGAGCUCUACGAGGAAAACAACGCAACACAGUGCAGAUCAGAGACGUGUCCCUACACAAAUCGUUUCGACAUGAAAUUAAUUCGGGACUCACAAAAUGCUUGGCACAUUCGAGAAACAGCUCGCUUGUUUGGCUGGAUCCCAGGAAGCAGCGGUGAACUUGAGGUAUCACUGUGGCUGCUGAUCCCAGAAUCAGCAUUUGUGCUGAGCGCACUAGUGGUGCAUGCUGCCCACGAAUACACGUACCCACCCAACUGGAGUGUCACCUCAUACGGUGCAACGCGACUAGUCACGGCAGUCACUAUGUUCAUCGACUCAGUAGUGUCAGCCGUGGCGAUGUUGCAGUGGGGCUGGAAGCGAAGCAGUGCUGGACUCCGUGACCUGCUAGACACACCUGAGAUCCGAGCAGACGCGGCGCGGCGUUCAUUUCGUGUACUGAUUCUUGCACUGAUUCAUGGGUCCGUUGCCAUCAUAGCCUUCCCAACCUUCUCUAGGGCGGCAGACGCUGCCCACUCGAAACUGUCAGCAUACCUUGUGGUCGGCAGCUUGGUAGACGACGUCCUCGGCAGCCUGCAGAUUGAGAUCUUCAGUGCACUCGUCAAUAUCCUCCACGACAGGUUAUGAAACUUUGUUGGCUGAGCAACUGAAAAGCCUAAUACCACAGUGAUUCAGAGCAAAUCUCCUCCGCAAGUUUAAAUUGAAUAGUGGACUCGUCAACGGAAUCAGCUGUUGUCCACUUUGAUGCGCCGAGAUAAAAAUAUCUUGCAAUACGGGUUAAAACUUGAAAUAUGGUAUGACACAUUCUGGAGUAUGAAGUUAAUCGUUCCUGGUAAAUGCGAAAAUCGUGCGCCACCCCGCCGGUACGCUGUACACAUCUCUAAAUUUAAUGGAAAAGUCUGACAAAACG